This is a messenger RNA of Camellia sinensis, 899 nucleotides long. Its product is annotated as protein RGF1 INDUCIBLE TRANSCRIPTION FACTOR 1. Lineage: Eukaryota; Viridiplantae; Streptophyta; Magnoliopsida; Ericales; Theaceae. The record is from RefSeq and is a predicted model, not a curated record.
UUUCAGGUUGUUUAGGCUCCUCUCUCUCUCUCUCUAAAACUCUCUCUCUCUACUGUACUUUCUCUAAAACUCUCUCUCUCUACUGUACUUUCAUCUGUAAUUCUCUCUGCAAAAAUCUCCAUUAUGAUUAGAAGGAUCUAACAGUUCCAUAACAGAUAUACACACACAUUGCCUCCAAAACCCAUUUCAUCAAACUCAUCAACUCUCAAUAUGGACACAAUGCUGGUUCCACCAUGGCUAGAGCCAUUGCUGAACGCAGGUUUCUUCUCGGUGUGCCGGACCCACGGCGACUCUGCCCGGAGCGAGUGCAACAUGUUUUGCUUGGAUUGCAAUAACCACCACUCAUUUUGCUUCUAUUGCCGCUCAUCAAAACACAAAGAUCAUCAAGUCAUUCAGAUAAGGAGAUCAUCAUACCAUGAUGUAGUGAGGGUAUCGGAGAUUCAGAAGGUUUUGGACAUAAGUGGUGUCCAAACCUAUGUGAUAAACAGUGCUAGAGUCAUGUUUUUGAAUGAGAGGCCUCAGCCAAAGAGUACUGGGAAAGGAGUUUCUCACAUUUGUGAAAUUUGUGGGAGGAGCCUCUUGGACCCAUUUCGAUUCUGUUCAUUGGGAUGCAAGCUUGUAGGAAUAAAGAGAAAUGGGGAUGCAAGCUUUACCUUAGAGGCAAAGAAUGAGGGAGUAUUAAUGGAAAGGACAGGUGAAGGGAUGUCAAGAAGAGGCAUAUCAUCAACAACAACAUCAUCAUCAAGAGAGAGAGAGGAUGAAGAAUUGCGUGAUGCCUCACAACAAGACAUAUACCCGCCCACGCCACCCCCACCUCCUUCUACUGCAAGUAGUAGGAGAAGAAAAGGCAUUCCUCAUAGGGCUCCCUUUGGUUCCUAAUCGCUAAUUAGUUUUAAAAA